AUGUCCGAGUCCACUACCAACCCUACGGGCAUAGCUCGUGCGCCAGAGAAGAAGAAUUUCUUUGCUACUUUCAAAGGCUAUUUGUCUAUCCUAAAUCCUAGGAAGCUCUAUAGAGGGAGAAGAGUGAGUCCGAAUGAAGGUGAUCAGGUACGGGAGAAAUUGGAGUCGGUUAAGCGAGAAGAGGAGCUGGCGGGCUCGGAUGGUGCGGAGGAAGAUGGUUCAGCGUCUACGCAGGAAGGAACUGGCAUCCUUCCCGCAAAGCCCAAAGUUUCUGCACCCCCAGCUGCGCUGCUUCAAUAUGCCGCCAUUCUCCACGGUUCCCGGCGGCCACCAGUGACAGAUGUCCCUCAAAUCCCUAACACAUUAUACAAAGACCUUGAAGAUUCCGAAAGAACAGAGCUCCUGAAGUGGGUCACCCCCGUACCCUACGAGCAGCAGCAUAAAUACACAGCACACGCCCGCACCGACGGAACAGGCGCAUGGCUCUUCCAGAGCACCGCCUUCCGGGAAUGGCGGGAGUCCAGCACCUCCACUGUGCUCCGGCUGCACGGGAAACCCGGUUCCGGGAAGAGAACGCUCACGUCGCUGCUGAUAGAUGUGCUCCUCCUCGACCGCCAGACCCACGCCGGCAUUGAAGGGUUCGCGUAUUUUUACUGCGACCCGCGUGACAAGGCUUGUUGGGAUCCUGAUAUGGUGCUCAGGGCGCUGCUGGUACAGCUCUGCACCAAUGUUGAUGCUACGGCUGUCUACGGCGCUGUGUUCCGGGGAUGGAAGAAGGGAUACCUGCCGGCAAAGAGCUUGCUCGUAGAGCUGUUAGGAGUAUAUUCGCAGAACACCAUUGUCAUUUAUGGCGCUGGCUCGGCGCUGCUCGAGGUGCUGGAGGAGGCUGUGUUGGCUGCGAAGGGCGUAGUAAAGGUGUUUGUGGCCGGGGGAGAGGGUGCUUCGGGUUCAGAAGAGUCUAUGAAGGUGUUGCCGGUGAUGGCACUCGAGAUGGCGAAUGAAGAGGAUAUCGAUAUGCUUUUGGACGUUUCCAUAGGGAGCAGGAAGGACCUAGGACUCGCAGGGAAGAAUGAGGAAGUCAGGCAGCUGAUCCGUUCUACGCUGCGGACGAAGGCGAACGGAUGCUUCCUCUGGGUUGAUCUCCAGCUCAAGAUGCUCUCCCAGCUCUCAUCCAGUACCCUCGUCGAACAGUAUCUCCAGUCUCAAAACCUCCCCACCGACCUCGACUCCCUCUACGGGUACAUCCUCAGCGAACACACUGACACGCAGCCGGCAACAGAAAAGGACCUCGCCCACAGAAUCUCCCAAUGGCUGCUCUGUGCUCCCCGCGCUCUUUCCCCCGCAGAGCUGGUCGAGGCCACCAACGCCGCCGACAUCAACACCGUCCUCCGGGUGUGCCACAACCUCGUGGUAGAGGACCAUGAGGCCGGCGUCGUGCGAUUUGCGCACGCGUCAAUACAGAGCUUCUUGGAGCGCAAGAGCGGGGAAGUCUCACAGGCACACGAGAUGGGCGCCGAGCGCUGUCUUGACUACCUCACCGCCGAGCCCGACGUCGCUGCCGCCGUCGCCGCCCCGUUCGCGGCCUACGCAUCACAGUUCUGGGGACACCAUGUGCAGCAGCGCAGAGACAGCGAGAAGAUCAAGGAGCAGCUGUCGCGCUUUUGCGGGAGCACCGAAGAGCCGUCUCCGCAGUUUGUCUUCUGGCUCACCGACCCGCACAACGCGGUGACGCCGUCCCUCACCCCGCCGCUCAGUGUCCUUCCGGUGGCUUGUCACUUUGGAUUCCUAGAGCUCCUGGACCUGACGAAGCCGUUCGAUGCCAACACCCGCACCACCGCCGGCAACCUGUCGCUGCUCUCCUUGGCCGCCGGCGCAGGCCACACCGAGACCGUGCGCACCCUGAUCACGCAUGGGGCGAUGGUCAACGAGCCCGGCGGGGAAUACGGAUACGCACUCCACUACGCUGCCGCACACGGGCAGACGGAGGCCGUGCGGGUGCUGCUCGAGAACGGCGCAGACCCCCACCGCAUCGGGUGGAACACAGAAGCAGCCCUGGUGGCUGCAGUGCGGGGCGGGCACGAGAGCACCAUGAGGGUCCUGCUGGAGCGGGAUGCCGGGAGACAUGUGGAUGCUGCGUUUGUGGCGGCAGCGGGCAGAGAGGGGGCGAAGAUCCUCGGGGCCCUGAUUGAGGCGGGGCCGGAUGUAGGGGCGGGGACCGAGACGAUGUGGGCGGCGACCGAAGCGGCGGUCAGCGGAGGUGUGCCGGAGAACUUGGCGGUGCUCAUUCAGCUGUUGAAGACCCGGGGCCGCGAGGGCCGCGCGAUGGACGGGUUCGGCUCCCAUGCGGCCCGGGCGGCGGUGCGGGCGGGCUCGGUGGGGAUGCUGCAGAUCGUGUUUGACAUGCUCGGCAGCGCGGAUCUCGACCUGCACUCCCCCGUCUCCGGCAAGACCGCGCUGCAGCUUGCCCUCGAGGCCGGGUCGGCGCCGCUGUCCGACUUCCUCAUCGGCCGCGGGGCGCGGGUCGCGCGGCUCAGGAACCUGCUGAUCGGGCAGCUGCAGUGGGCGCGCGACGAGGCGUGGUUCCCGUCGCUGCUGUGGUUCCUGGGCACGCGCAGCUCGCUGGAGGAGCCCGUCCUCAGGCCGCAGGACGUGCAGGACGUGCAGGCGCUGCUGCUGAAGCUCACGAGGCUGCCGGAGAAGGCGGUGAGCAGGAUCCUGCAUCUGGGCGAGUACUGGGUCUACACGGAGGCGAGCCGGGAGGAGAAGUGGGAUGUGCACCAGCACCACCCGCAGCAGCCGUAUGUGCAGGUGCCGAUCGAGAGCUCGCUGGAGGCGCCGGUGAGGAGGAUAUCGUUCUGCAUGCGCUCGCACGAUCAGGGCUGGGCAAGCGAUCGGUCACUGUGGGGGACCUACGAUGGCUCCCACACCUGGUUCGAGGCCGGGCCCGUCGGAGACCAAACGGACGACAGGCGGAAGGUCGUCCAGCGGAAUCUCGCGGCGACGUGGGAGGCAAAGACACACACGGUUACGUGGGAUGCGGACGAUGCGGGGGCAGAGAAAUGGCUGCGGACGUUGAAGGCGGGACAGGCGCUGGGCGUCUAUCCGAGGGCGCUGUAUCCCGGGUGGGUGAAUCAUGUGGAGAGGGUGGAUGUGCGCGUGUAUUGCGCCUGGGCUUGA
Messenger RNA from Morchella sextelata, 3177 nucleotides. RefSeq lists its product as uncharacterized. Lineage: Eukaryota; Fungi; Ascomycota; Pezizomycetes; Pezizales; Morchellaceae. The coding region runs from base 1 to 3177 and encodes 1058 amino acids. Gene Ontology annotation, molecular function: protein binding. The record is from RefSeq and is a predicted model, not a curated record. The transcript has 8 exons.